Diachasma alloeum is the source of this 1071-nucleotide messenger RNA. RefSeq lists its product as uncharacterized. Gene Ontology annotation, cellular component: neuron projection membrane. The transcript is spliced from 4 exons. Lineage: Eukaryota; Metazoa; Arthropoda; Insecta; Hymenoptera; Braconidae. Gene Ontology annotation, biological process: synapse organization. Bases 1 to 423 code for a protein of 140 amino acids. The record is from RefSeq and is a predicted model, not a curated record.
AUGAGUUUCCUGCAAGUGAAAAAUUCAAUUACAGAACCAACAACGGAAAUUCUGGGGGGGCCAGACCUGUACAUCGAUCACGGUAGUACGAUUAACCUCACAUGCAUCGUUCUCAAUAGCCCAGAGCCACCAGCAUAUAUAUUUUGGAAUCACAAUGAUGCGAUAAUAAGCUACGAUUCUGGGAGAGGUGGUGUUUCUGUGGUUACGGAAAAAGGGGAAACGACAACUAGUUUUUUACUCGUCCAGUAUGCUACACCAUCUGACUCUGGACAAUACACGUGCAAUCCAAGCAACGCUCAACCAAAAUCCAUCACCGUGCACGUUCUCAAUGGAGAGUAUCCAGCAGCAAUGCAGCACGGUGGUCAAGCUAAGCAGCCACGAUUAUACUCUCUGCUGCUCUGUCUCUGUCUACUUCUGUACUAAAGAGUGUACACAACUAUUAACAAUUAACAAACUAGAUACUCCUCAUGGUCUGCGGGCCAGAGUGAAGUAUCAGGGGGCUAAAAGCCUCGCGGUAAUUAAACCACUGUAUAAACAUAUAUAAAUCGUACACCUUUAGCUGUUUAGGGAGGAAUAUGAGUCAAGGGAGAAUCACACUCUCGUGAUAGAGUUUUAAAGGUAUUUGGAAACUGGGGUAAUUUGAGGAUUAUGAAAACCAUCAAGAAUUGGGUUUUUACCACAUCAUAGGAUCUGAAUAUUUCCACAGAGUCAUCAUGUUGCUGAUGAGUGAUGCGGGUUAUGUUGUAUCACAUUCUUUCACCAACUGGAAAUCUGAUUACAUAGCACAACAAUUUCUAACGAGCAAAAAUAAAUGCAACUGAUUCGAUUAAUGAAGAUAAGUCUCAGGCAUACGUAAAUAUGAAGGAGAAUAUUUGUCUCAUUCCUUUAUUUCCAGUACUAUAAUUCAACAAUUAUUGAAACAUACAUCACAUUCUGCGAUUAAAUGGAAAUCUAAUUGCACUGCACAACAGUUUUCAGCAUACAAAAAUGAGUAGAACUGAUUUUAUUAAUGCAGAUGAGUCUCAUCCGUACGUAAUUGUUCCAAUAUUAUGAUUUAAUGAUAUUUAACCU